UCCGACCCGACCCGACCCAGCUUCGCCCCUAAGCCUUUUGGAUCUCAUUCAAAAGUCGACUCUUUGACCCGGAAAGUAGACAAAAGUCAUAUUCUUCUCCACAGAAAAACAAACCAGAAAUCAAGAACACAAAAGAAAAAGUAUAAUCUGAAAAAAAUGGUUUGUGUAGCUUGCUUAAUACCGCUGUUCCUAGUCCCGAUCGUUAAUUUAUUACCUGUUCUCUUCCAUAUUCUCAUGGCGAAGGUUUAUAGAAUGAUGGGGAAGGAGUAUCAGAGACCAGAAAGAGCACCUCCUGCUUGUCCUUUUAAACCAUCAGCUACUAAACCCAAUAAUUCUGUUACCGGAGAAGAACCAAGUUCUGGCGCCCCCCAUCCUGUACCUAAGGCAGUUGGAGUGGAUGAUUCCAAGCAGGACUAACUUUUGAAAGUUGGAAACUUUGAUUGUAUUCAGCAAAUUACAUAUCGGUUACGUCUUCCUUGAGACUAUGCAGGUUCUCCUAGCCAUUGUAAAAUGAUAUUGUGUGCUACCAAAUCAUCUUGGUUAUAAUUUAGUUUGUGGAGAUUUGGAUCAUAUAAACUGGACCUUUUAAAACAUUUUUCUUGUUAACUUGUAAAUCUAUGUUUAGACACAUGACAUCUGAUUGUGCCUUUCUACUUUAUAAUCUUUCUUCAGUUGUGCUAUGUAUGUGAAAGUGUCAUUCUUAUGUCAAUCACAUAAAAGUGACAAUUUGGAAAUUCCAAA
This is a messenger RNA of Solanum tuberosum (potato), 741 nucleotides long. RefSeq lists its product as uncharacterized. NCBI's taxonomy places the organism in Eukaryota, Viridiplantae, Streptophyta, Magnoliopsida, Solanales, Solanaceae. The coding region runs from base 157 to 417 and encodes 86 amino acids. The record is from RefSeq and is a predicted model, not a curated record. The transcript is spliced from 4 exons.